Thamnophis elegans (Western terrestrial garter snake) is the source of this 4870-nucleotide messenger RNA. It is a transcript of the gene PPFIA4, whose product is annotated as PTPRF interacting protein alpha 4. The record is from RefSeq and is a predicted model, not a curated record. Gene Ontology annotation, biological process: synapse organization. Gene Ontology annotation, cellular component: presynaptic active zone. Gene Ontology annotation, molecular function: protein binding. Lineage: Eukaryota; Metazoa; Chordata; Lepidosauria; Squamata; Natricidae.
GAGGCAUUCUAGGGAGAUUUCCUUGGCAAUUCAAGUUCUUCCUCUAGCACAGGCAAUUUGCAAAGUAUUGCCAUGAUGUGUGAGGUAAUGCCUACCAUUAGUGAGGGUGACCCCUUAGGGCCACAACCAGGCUCUGAUUCUGAUGCCAACUUUGAACAGCUGAUGGUGAACAUGCUUGAUGAGAGAGAUAAACUGCUAGAGACUCUUCGGGAAACACGUGAGACACUGUCUGUGUCUCAGGGCCGACUGCAAGAGACUUUGCAUGAACGAGACCAAUUGCAGAGACAGUUAAACUCUGCUCUACCUCAGGAAUUUGCAACAUUGACCAGGGAACUCAAUGCAUGUCGAGAACAGCUGUUGGAAAGGGAAGAGGAAAUCUCUGAGCUGAAAGCAGAACGCAAUAAUACGCGGCUUUUGUUGGAGCACUUGGAGUGCCUGGUCUCAAGGCAUGAACGCUCUUUGAGGAUGACAGUAGUAAAGCGGCAAGCUCAGUCUCCAUCAGGUGUCUCCAGUGAGGUUGAAGUUCUGAAGGCCCUGAAGUCUUUAUUUGAACAUCACAAAGCAUUGGAUGAGAAGGUAAGAGAACGCCUAAGAGCAGCACUGGAACGAGUAGCAACACUAGAAGAACAACUAUCCAGUGCCCACCAGCAAAUAAAUGCUCUUCAGCAAGGAUCUUCCCAAAGGGAAGCACCUGUAGGGGAAGAUGAAAAAAGGACUGAUGGCAAAGAAUCUGGGCAAAAAAUGCUUUGGAAGGUACAUUGUGUAGAGCUAUACAGUCGAUUUGGUGUAGUGGAUGAUGGGGCAAGUCAGAUUGUGGAAUUGCAGGAGCUUCUAGAGAAACAAAACUUUGAACUAGCACAAACUAAAGAACGGUUAUCUGGUCUGGCUGCCAGUGUUGCUGAGCUUGAAGAAGAUCUAAGCACAGCCAGGAGGGACCUCAUCAAAUCUGAAGAAAUGAGCAACAAGUACCAGAGAGACCUACGAGAGGCUUUGGCACAAAAAGAAGACAUGGAGGAGAGGAUAACCACUCUUGAGAAACGCUACCUAGCAGCCCAGGAAGCCACUUCCAUUCAUGACCUUAAUGACAAGUUGGAGAAUGAGCUUGCCAAUAAAGAGUCUCUCCAUCGCCAGUGUGAAGAGAAGGCAAGGCAUCUUCAGGAGCUUCUGGAGCUGGCGGAGCAGAAACUGCAGCAGACAAUGAGGACGGAGACUCUGCCUGAGGUGGAAGCUGAGCUAGCACAAAGAAUAGCAGCUCUUACCAAGGCUGAGGAAAGGCAGGGCAGUAUCGAAGAACGACUGACACUGGAAACUCAGUUGGAGGAGAAGAACCAAGAAUUGGGAAGGGUAACCCAGAGACAAAAAAUGAACGAGGAACAUAACAAGAGGCUCUCUGAUACUGUGGACAGGCUGCUGAGUGAAUCCAAUGAGAGACUUCAGCUUCAUCAAGAAAGAAUGGCAGCCCUUGAAGAAAAGAACACGUUGUUGCAAGAAUUGGAAAAUACUCAAAAACAAAUUGAAGAGCAGCAGCAUGACAAGAGGAGGCUGUCUGAUGAAAUUGACAGAUUGAGGCUAGAAAUCGACCAGUUAAAGGCAAGAAGUGGACCUUUACUUGACAGUGUACAUACCAGGUCCCUUGUUGGAAGUACUCCUGAUCUCAGAUAUCCCCUGAGUACUAUGGUCCAUCCAUCCACGGACCCCUUUGCAACACCUUCUAGUCUUCAUCGGGCACCAAAGAGCCGUUUUGUAGCCCUGCAGGAAGAACCCUCCAAGGAUUGGGAGCAUGGUCAAACAAGUGGCAUCCUGAGUACUUCAGCUCACACUUUUGAUAGUGACCCAGAGAUUUCUGAUGUUGAUGAGGAUGACCAAGAGACAGUUUUCAGCUCUAUGGACAUGUUGUCUCCCAGUGGUCAUUCUGAUGCCCAGACCCUUGCCAUGAUGCUGCAGGAACAACUGGAUGCCAUCAACGAGGAGAUUAGAAUGAUCCAGGAGGAGAAAGAAUCAACUGAGCUGCGGGCUGAACAGUUAGAGAGUCGUGUCACCAGUGGUAGCAUGGAAGCCCUAAAUCUGACACAGUUACGCAAGAGAGCAUCCAUCCCCACAUCUUUAACUGCCCUGUCUCUGGCAAGCUCAUCUCCUCCUGUCAGUGGACGUUCUACUCCAAAACUCACCUCUCGCAGCACAGCUCAGGACCUUGAUCGGAUAUGCAGUAUGACCCUGCCAAGUGAUUUGAGGAAACACCGAAGGAAACUACUUUCACCAGCUGGUCGAGAUGAGAGUCGAGAAGAUAAAACAACCAUCAAAUGUGAGACUUCUCCUCCUUCUUCACCCAGAAGCCUUAGGCUGGAGAAACUUGGACAUCCUGCUUUUAGUCAAGAUGAGGCAAGAAGUUCUCUAGAGGAUCAAGCAAGUAACCCCAGCAGCAGUAAUAGCAGCCAGGAUUCACUGCAUAAAGGCUCCAAGAGGAAAGGCAUCAAAUCUUCAAUUGGACGCUUGUUUGGAAAGAAAGAAAAAGGGCGCUUAAUCCACCUGAGCAGAGAAGGCACUACUGGACAAGUUUUGCUAACAGAUUCAGAAAUGAACAUACAGGACUCUCUUGGUCUUGGCAAGCUAGGAGCACAAGCAGAAAAAGAUCGACGACUCAAAAAAAAACAUGAACUUUUGGAAGAUGCUAGAAGAAGGGGUAUUCCCUUUGCUCAGUGGGAUGGACCAACUGUGGUCUCCUGGUUGGAGCUUUGGGUGGGCAUGCCUGCCUGGUAUGUUGCAGCUUGCAGAGCUAAUGUGAAAAGCGGUGCAAUUAUGUCUGCCUUGUCAGAUACAGAGAUCCAGAGGGAAAUUGGAAUUAGUAAUGCCCUUCACAGGUUAAAACUGCGCUUGGCAAUCCAGGAAAUGGUGUCUCUCACAAGCCCUUCUGCUCCACCCACCUCCAGAACAUCAUCUGGAAAUGUCUGGGUUACUCAUGAAGAAAUGGAAACCAUAGCUCCUUCAACCAAAAUGGAUACUGAGGAAGGCAGUUGGGCACAGACUCUGGCUUAUGGGGACAUGAACCAUGAAUGGAUAGGGAAUGAAUGGCUUCCUAGUCUAGGUCUACCACAGUAUCGCAGUUACUUCAUGGAAUGUCUUGUGGAUGCACGAAUGUUGGAUCAUCUGACUAAGAAAGACCUUCGAGUACACUUGAAGAUGGUAGACAGUUUCCAUCGAACAAGUCUCCAGUACGGGAUUAUGUGCCUCAAAAGACUGAACUAUGAUAGAAAGGAACUGGAGAAGAGGCGGGAAGAAAGCCAGCAUGAAAUCAAAGAUGUGUUGGUUUGGACAAAUGAUCAAGUAAUACACUGGAUUCAAUCCAUUGGGCUUAGAGAAUAUGCCAACAACAUCAUUGAAAGUGGAGUCCAUGGUGCACUUAUUGCUCUGGAUGAAAAUUUUGAUUAUAAUAGCCUGGCACUUAUUUUACAAAUUCCCACUCAGAAUACUCAGGCACGACAGGUGAUGGAGAGAGAAUUUAACAAUCUUCUUGCCUUGGGUACUGACAGACGACUUGAUGAUGGUGAAGACAAGACAUUUCGGCGAACUCCUUCUUGGCGAAAACGUUUCCGCCCUCGAGACUUUCAUAGUAUCACCAUGGUUAGUGGAUCAGCAGAAACCCUUCCUGCAGGUUUUCGAGUGACCUCUUUGGUGCCUCUGCCACCUCCUUCAGCACCACCGAAGAAAAUGCCACCAGAAGCACAUUCCCACUAUCUUUAUGGUUAUAUGCUGGCUGCUUUCCGGGAGUAGGAGAUUAUGCCUGCUCCUUUAGCUCCAAAGAACAGAAGCUACUGGUCAAUCCUUUUAGGCCUCAUGGCCAGCAGAACUUUCUUCUUCCUGCUUGUAUACAACCCUUUGAUCUCCUGUUUGGUAUCAUUAAAUCCCAAUCAAAUCUUUCCCCUUGGCUUUAAAGAUACCCUCAUUGAGAAAGAGAACAGGCUUCUCUGUCUCUAAGUCUGCACUAUGUAUGACACCAUGAUUUGACAUAGGUUUGGUAAGAAGUGGGUGCACCUUAAUGCUGGUCUGCAGCAGUUCCUGCACCAUUGUCUGCCUGUGCUACACUCUGCCAUUAUGCCUGAGAGCAGCAGAAGCUGCUUGUUCCUACUGUACAGUUUGGACCUAAUAAGACAAUCACCAAGAAACAAGGCAAAUGAAGAUGGGAAAACCCAGCUCUGAACUCUUCCUCAGGUGCAUUGGGCUUCUGCUGGAGCUUCUCAUCGCACCACAAGACCACGGACAACAUAGGUCCUCAGUUAAGAAAUACCCAGGCUAGAAACAAAAUGGACUGGUGCUUGAUGGAGAGAAGGGAGAGGUUGGUUACCAAGCAAGUUUUGUAUGGGCUUUUCUUAGAUCCCAUGUUCAUGUAUGGAAGAAAAUUAAACCCGAUGAUGGGAAAGCAGAAGAUGUUUUUGGACAUCUCUGUUGGAUCUACCAGGAAUAAUCUAUCUUUUCCACAUAGACAGACAGAAAAAUCCCCUUUCCUUCUCUCUGCAUCUACAGGUAGCCUGUGAUCCCCACAAAAUUUUAGCUGUUACUAUUUCUCUCUCCUAGGGUAGGAUCUGUUUGUCUCUUCAUGAUGCCUUUUGCCUUGUGUGCCCCCCUAUUACUGAUGUGGUAUUUCUUGGUGGCUGGAAUGCCAUAUAUUCAUACAGUGCUGUUUGAAAGUGCAAUAUCCAAGAGACUGUACAGUUGCAAUGUCUUUUUUGGUGUACAACUUGCCUAAUACAGUAUUAAAUAUUUUUUUAAUUUACAAAGUAAGUGAUCCCUUUAUAUGAAUAAUCUCUUUCUUUUGUUAUAUUGGUACUGCAUGGAUUCCAAACCCUGCAAAUAGGUCAGGAAUGGGUGUAUGUGU